GCUGGAGUUUAAAAGAGCUUAUAGCCCCCGAGCCGGUGCAGAAGCAGCCGGUGGUUGCAUGGGGGUAGCGCCGGGAGCAGCGAGGCGGGCGCCAAAAUUGCAGUUCUGAGCAGCAAGGGUUGGUGGCUCAACAAGCAGCAAGGAGAAUCCCACAGAGUUUGAUGAGAAAUUGGGGACGCCCCAAGGACUCUGGACUUGUGGAGAGAUGGCUAACCCUGUGCCGUCAGCCUGCUGCGUGGUGCUCGCCGCGGUGGUGGUGGUGUAUGCUCAGAGACACAGCCAGCAGGAAAGCCACAUCCAGUACGAGCGGGUAGGCGCAGAUGUGACCAUGAAGUGUGGGUCCAUGGACCGGGAGGCAGCUGUGACCUGGACGGCCAAUGGCACCGACAUUGAUGAUUCCCACCUGAAUGGAUCGUACCUGGUCCUGAGGAAUGUCAAUCUCACGCAGAGCGGCCAGUACUCCUGCUACGAGGGCUCCUCCUGGCAUCUCAAAUACCAGACCUACUUGAGGGUGGGAACCCCCCCGAAGGAGCCAGUGCUGAUGUGCCGGUCCAACAACUACCCAAAGGGUUUCUACUGCAGCUGGCACUUGCCCACUCCCACCUACAUCCCCAACUCCUUCAACAUCUCCGUCAUACAUGGCACAAGAGAGAUGGUCUGCGAGAAGGACGUCUUUCCCAGAAACAGGUGUCACAUCAGAUACCUCCAGCUCUUCUCGACAGUGAAGUACAAGGUGACUUUGACAGUCACGAAUGCUCUGGGCAAAAACUCCACCUCUCUCACCUUUGACGAGUUCGCCAUAGUCAAACCGGACCCCCCGGAAAACGUGAUGGCCAAGCCCGUGCCCGGUAACCCCCGACGGCUGGAGGUGACGUGGCAAAACCCCUCUUCCUGGCCUGACCCCGAGUCCUUCCCGCUGAAGUUUUUCCUGCGGUAUCGGCCCCUCAUCCUGGACCAGUGGCAACACGUAGAGCUUUCGGACGGGACGUCACACACCAUCACGGACGCAUACGCCGGCAAGGAGUACAUCAUCCAGGUGGCAGCCAAAGACAACGACAUCGGCACGUGGAGCGACUGGAGCGUGGCGGUCCACGCCACCCCCUGGAUGGAGGAGCCCAAGCACCUCACCACUGAAGCCCAGGUCACAGAGUCGAUGAGCGCCAGCACCUCCUCUUUCAUGCCGCCCCCCACCACCAAGAUCUGCGACAAGGGGGCCAUGGUGGGCAGCGGGGCCAUGGCAGUGUGUUGGACAGCUGGACUGGUCUUGGCUGCCUAUGGUGUCCUCUUUAUUUAAUCCCCAUCCGUCGCCGCCCAGCAGAGACAAUGUCCCACCGCCCGCCACCGCCGCCACCGCCACUGCCACCACGCUCUGUCCCGCUGCCCCCGCCCCAGUUGGAGUCUCUUUAUCUCUUCGAUUUUGCACACGUUGAGGACGUAUCAUGCUUCUUGCCAUUGCUCCGGAGGACGGAGCUGCCGCCGUGCCACGGGGACCUGUCCUCCCCUCCCUGCCUCCCCACCGUGGGGGAGCCUGCAAACCUCUCCGGAUGGAGCAUGAGGGAACGCACUGGCCCCCUUGCCUGCCGCCCUUCCCCUUGGUGCCCACGGCGGACGAGCACCCCUGGGCCCCCUUUGCCCCUUGCCCAGCAAGCCCAGGUGCCGCGUUGCCACCGGGGACCGGCCCCAAGCUGGGGAGCCGGCACGCCUGCCGCUAACCUGCCUCACCAAGGACCUGCCUGCAGCAUCGCUGCUGCCGGGAUGUGGGUGACCACGGCACAUCUGGGAAAGGGGAUGGGAAAAUGGGGAAAAUGGGGCCGGGGAGGGGAGUCACCCAAGGACUGAACUCACUUCCCCGAGCUUUGGAGCGCACGAAAAAGGUGGAGGGGUGAAGGUGUGUGUUUGUGGGGGGGGGAGCUUGAUCCCUUCACCAGCCCCAUCCCUGGCCCGUUCCCCUACCACCACCCCUUAACCACGUUGGAUAGAGGAAUUGCCUCCAUUGACAUCUUUGUCUUAUUCUUGAGCAAAACCAGAGUAGUUCUGCUGUUCCCACUAGAGCUGGAGCUCCGCAGUCCCCUGGCCGCCCCAGCCCCUGCUCCACUCUGUCCUGCCCCAGGCCCUGUUUUGUAAAGACAGCUCCUCUCGCCCCCGCCCGGAUCCAAGUGCAGUAUUUAAUACCGUACGUCCUAGUAUUCCGUUGACAUGCUGUAUUUGAAUUUUUUAUAGAUGUAUAUAUAUAAAAAAAACCCAAAAAAUUAACAAAAAAACCCCACACACGAACACAUGCAUACACACACACACACACACACGCACGCACGCACACCAAGAGAGACCGUCUUCAUUAAAUGAUCGUUUCAU
Rhea pennata is the source of this 2352-nucleotide messenger RNA. RefSeq names its product ciliary neurotrophic factor receptor (gene CNTFR). Gene Ontology annotation, molecular function: ciliary neurotrophic factor receptor activity; cytokine binding. The transcript has 10 exons. Gene Ontology annotation, biological process: ciliary neurotrophic factor-mediated signaling pathway. The record is from RefSeq and is a predicted model, not a curated record. NCBI's taxonomy places the organism in Eukaryota, Metazoa, Chordata, Aves, Rheiformes, Rheidae. Gene Ontology annotation, cellular component: CNTFR-CLCF1 complex; ciliary neurotrophic factor receptor complex; external side of plasma membrane. Bases 206 to 1294 code for a protein of 362 amino acids.